Molecule: messenger RNA, 3199 nt
Organism: Pristis pectinata (smalltooth sawfish)
Lineage: Eukaryota; Metazoa; Chordata; Chondrichthyes; Rhinopristiformes; Pristidae
Product: stanniocalcin-1-like
Exons: 3
Coding region: 102-452 (116 amino acids)
Biological process (GO): intracellular calcium ion homeostasis
Cellular component (GO): extracellular region
Molecular function (GO): hormone activity
Source: RefSeq, a predicted model, not a curated record
ACAGGUUGUUUGGUUACUUCUGGAAGUAAAACGACAGUACCUUUGUUAGAUGUAAUCUUUGAUUUUUUUUUAAUUUCGUGAAGUGUUACCCUGCCGUAGAGAUGGAGGCUCGCGUGUUGCUGCUACUUUUCACCCUGCGCUGUCUGCUCGCUGCUGCGGGGGCUGCUGAUGUGACUGAGCCGCUGGGGGAGAGCCGCCCCGCCGCCGCCCCGGGGCAAGAGCGACUGCACCCGCAACGUGCAGACCCCUUGGCAACCUGCCGCAGACAUGACAAUUUGUAUGAAAUCUGCAGAGGCUUUCUUCAGAAUGUAGGCAAUUUUGAUGUACAAGGAAAACAAUUCAUCAAAGAUUUCCUGAAGUGCAGUGCCAUUGGGAUCAAAUCCAGAUUCAGCAGCAGUGUUACCAGAUGUGCUGCAGUGCAAAGGAUCCUUGUUCAUGUGGAAGAAAAAUGAUACCAGCAACAUAACAUCUGUGCUGUAGCAAACAGCAAUAUUGAUGCUUUAGUGAACAUGAUGGCUCUUAACAAAAUACUCUUGAAUGGGUGGGUAAAUAUUGAUGAUGUUGCCUGUAUUCACUGCUAUAAAUCAACCAAGUACUGAAUCAGUUUGUUGGCAUGGGUAAACUUGUACUAAUUGCCUCAACUUUGUUGCCAGGCAUUGCCUCAUUGACACUUGGUGUUCUGUCCUGAAUAUUUGAAUAGGACAAUCUGUUUAGUGGCAUAUGAGGGAGUAGUGUUAUGAAGUGUGCUUGCUGGCCAAACCAGGCCUUCCCACUUGAAUUUCAAUGCUAUUAGUAUAUGAAAGAUGUUUCCUAUUAUGUUAUCAGUUUCAGCUGCUGGGGUGCUUGCUUACUAGCCUCUAAGCUAUAAUGUGUAAUUGAAGUGGGAGUUCUAGAUUUCUUAUGCAAUUUGAGAUAGAACUUUUGGUAGUGAAAUUCUUCUAACAUGAUAAACCAACUGAAGACUGAACUUUGCAGUUGCCCCUGUUUAUUUUUUUCUUACCCAAUCAAAUAAGGGUCUGUCUAACAUUGUUCAGAACUUUCAUGAAACAAUCCUGGGUGACAUUUGGAUUACAUCCCAAGGAACUUCAAUUCCUGGAAUUAUAGUGAGCAAUAUUUCUGAUACACCAAGAUCCUUCCAAAUGAUGCAAUGCCCAACUGUCCCAGUUUAGUUUAACUGGAGACUCUGGCUUUGAGUCCAUGAAUACUUGAAGUGAUAAAAUUAUUCUUCAUUAACACUAUGGGCCAAAUUUACUGAGGCUCAACACCCCAGCACCACACACUACCCCAACCCCCACCCCAUGCUUGGCUUGUGGUGCCAAUGUUGCAGGCCUUAACAAUUUGAGAAAUGGCUAAUUUGUACUUUUCACUGAGAGAGAUGAGAGUUCUGGAUGUUUAUCUCAGAUGUGGAUAAGACUUGACUAGCUAAUUUGUUGCAGAAUGUACUGAUUAUCCUGCAUGGUCCAACUUAUAACCAGUCAAACUGCCAUUAGCUGCCUGGUCCAGAUAUAAUAAUGCAUAAUUCCUGUAUUUAACAGGGCAUAUUUAGAAUAUGUGGUUCCUGAUGGACUGGGGUAAUGACAUUACUGUUGCCAUAAGAGGUCAUCUACAAUCUCAACUUGGUUCACCUUUCAGUAUUUUGAGGCAAUUAUGGCAAGAAUCUUGUAUCAUGAUGGAGAAAACAACACCAGCAUCCCUUUCUGAAGGACCUGUUCUAUGAGAUGACAAUACCAUUCAGGAUGACAAUUGGUAAUGAGAAAACUAAAGAGCCUAGAUAUGGGCUUAAAUAUUGUUGUGGUAUACAGUACGUGCAUUUGCCUUGUGUUUACCAUAAAUGCCUGGUGUUAGUGAAUUCAUUCUCUCCUUCAUGAUCAACUCCUGAAAUUAUACUUUAUCCUCAUUUCACAUGGCACUCAUCUCCCUGGAUAGGUGUUUUUUGGUUACCAUUAACAAUGUACUUCAGUUCUGAAUGCAUUAAUUCCAGGUUUAUGGUAAGAACUGGAAAAGAUGUACAAACAUUUGCUCAUGCAACUUUAAUAAACUUGUAAAGGAACCAAUAUUAUGGAUUUUAUUAGGUUUUCCACCUAUUUGCAUUAGUUUAAUUGGGGAUUGUAGGAGUAGAUGAAGUAAACCUUAUUCUAACAAUUGUGGUGUGAGACUGUCUCAAAUGACCAUGUGCACUUGUUCAAAGCCAUGCAGCUGGCAAAUUUUGGUAACUUUCAGUCACCAACACUCAAGCUGGAACUGUGGUCUUUAAGAAGGGAAGAGUCAUUGCAAAGGAUUAUAAAAUCUGAAGAAAUGUACCAGUGAGGGAACAAAAUCAGCUACUCAAUUUCCAUAAAUUGAUUUGAAGCUACUAUCUACCAAAAAUUCAAGUUAGUCUAUAGCAGAGAUACAGGCCCUGAGCCCAUGCACUAAAUGGCCUUCCAAUCGGGUUAAAAGACAACAGCAAUGUUAUUUCUUCUGAUCAUGAAUGCACUCAGCACAAGACAAAGCAACAGAAAACUUGGCUGUAUAAUGAAGGUUUCUUGUCAAUUCAAUUGCAAUUAGCCAGAGACUCUGUUACAACCUGCAUCUUUAAUUCUAAUGUAAAGCACAUGUUUUCAAUAAACUGAACACAGAUUUAUGCACUUCCCCACUAUUACUUUCAACAGCAGCUCUGGACUGGGAAGGAAAUACCAUUGCUGGAUUUAAUCAACUAUUCUAUAGCUCACAUUUUAUUCAAUGGCAAAGUAAUUCACCAUGACCACAAAAACUACAAAUUCAGUUUUCAAGUCUCAGGGGUGACUACGCAACAUUCUUCUUAAUGCAAGUUACUUGAACCAUCUGCUGCCAUGAACAUAGUUUAACUGGAAUGUCAAUGGCUUCAUUACAGUCCAUGAACACUUUCAGUUAAACAAACUUCCCAACAGUUCAGGGAAAGACUGUGUGCAGAGCUUUGAAGUAAUAAAAAUGCUAUCCAUGACCACUGUACGUGGGGCCAAAUAACUGGCAAGAACCACCACAUGCAAUUUCUGUCCACCCUUGAUCCUAAUUUUAAAUGUCACUGAUCUCCCCAAGUAGAAUUUCUUCAUUACUAUUAUCACAAUCUACCUCAUUCUGACUGCAUUAUUUCCCAGAUAUAUUGUAAGAACUGGAAACAAUAUUGCACAAAUAUCUGCUUGUACAUUAAACAAUGUAUUGGUUUCUUUCCAAUUUUGUC